Molecule: messenger RNA, 960 nt
Organism: Penicillium manginii
Lineage: Eukaryota; Fungi; Ascomycota; Eurotiomycetes; Eurotiales; Aspergillaceae
Product: amidohydrolase family protein
Exons: 3
Coding region: 1-960 (319 amino acids)
Biological process (GO): secondary metabolic process
Cellular component (GO): cytosol; cytoplasm
Molecular function (GO): hydrolase activity; carboxy-lyase activity
Source: RefSeq, a predicted model, not a curated record
AUGAGCCUUAUUGACACCCACCACCACUUCGUGCCCGACUUCUAUGCGCAAGCCGUUGAAGACGCUGGGGGCGAUCCCUCUGGCUGGCCAACACCUUCCUGGACGCUUCAGGGCUCUCUUGCAUCCAUGCAAAGGAAUGGUUCAACAAAAUCGAUCUUAUCUUUGACUGCCCCCGGAGCAGUCAUCGCCCCUACCGACGAGGAGAGAAGGGCUUUAGCCCGCAAGGCGAACGAAUACGCCGCCUCUCUGAGAAACAAAGAUCCCAAGAAAUGGGGUUUCUUUGCAGCCUUGCCGUGCCUUCUCGAUACCGAGGGAGCCCUAGCGGAAAUUAGAUAUACCCUCGAUGUCUUGAAGGCUGAGGGUGUCACUUUGUUCACAAGAUACGGUCCAAGAAACCAAUACCUCGGAGACGCAGCCUUCAAGCCUAUUUGGGAAGAGUUAAACACCAGGACCGCUGUGGUCUUCAUUCACCCGACUCAUCCCGCCGAUACGGCCCGGGUUAAUCCCCUUCUUCCGCAACCAGCCAUCGAUUACCCCCACGAGACUACAAGGACGGCUGUUGAUAUGAUCAUCACCAACACCAAAAGGAGCUACCCACUGUGUAAAGUGAUCCUCUCUCAUGCCGGAGGUACCCUGCCAUUUUUGAUCACUCGGAUAUGUACUGUAUCACAAGAAGCAGCUGUCACAGCUCGUAUUUACGGGAAGAGCUCUGAAGAAAUUAUGGAAGAUUUCCGAUCGUUCUACUUCGACCUAGCUCUUUCCAGCUCGGAGGCUGUGCUAAAGUUGGUCCUGGAAAUGAUUCCACGUGACCACAUUACUUAUGGCUCCGAUUACCCUUACGCCUCUCCCGAUAAAACACUUGGUUUCAAGCAAGCUUUGGACGAAUUCCCUCUAGACCAAGAUCUGCGGGACAAGAUCUACUUCAAGAACGCAGAAGCAAUUUUCUCGAAGACCGAGUAA